AACAGUGUGCUCAUGAUUGGUGAUAAAAGGGAAACAAAGACUUAACCCCUUUCAGAUUGAAUUGGCCCCGAAACUAAGUCUCACAGCAAGAAGAAAAGAGAUGGAAGAGAUAGCACACAGAACAGUGGAAGUGAAUGGAAUAAAAAUGCAUAUCGCAGAGAAAGGAGAAGGUCCAGUGGUGUUGUUCCUCCAUGGCUUCCCUGAGCUCUGGUACUCAUGGCGCCACCAGAUUCUGGCUCUCAGUUCCCAAGGAUACCACGCUGUUGCACCAGAUCUACGUGGCUACGGUGACACAGAGGCACCGGCUUCAAUCAGCAGCUACACAUGCUUUCACAUAGUGGGCGAUCUGGUUGCGCUUAUAGACUCUCUGGGUGUGGACCAAGUGUUCCUUGUGGCUCAUGACUGGGGAGCCAUCAUAGGUUGGUAUCUCUGCAUGUUUCGCCCUGAAAAAAUUAAGGCCUAUGUCUGCCUCAGUGUCCCUUUUCUUCGCAGACACCCCAACGUCAGAACCGUCGAUGGCAUGCGAGCUGUGUAUGGAGACGACUACUACAUCUGCAGAUUUCAGAAACCAGACGAAAUGGAGGCUCAGAUGGCUGAAGUUGGGACUGAGUAUGUGUUGAAAAACAUCCUCACAACUCGAAAACCUGGUCCUCCAAUCUUUCCGAAGGGAGAGUAUGGAAGUGGGUUCAAUCCAGAUAUGACUGACUCGUUACCCUCUUGGCUCCCAGAAGAUGAUCUUGCCUAUUAUGUUUCCAAAUAUCAGAAAACGGGCUUCACAGGACCCUUGAACUAUUACAGAAAUAUGAACUUAAACUGGGAGCUGACAGCACCAUGGAGUGGGGUGAAAGUGCAAGUGCCAGUAAAGUUCAUCACAGGUGAGUUUGACAUGGUAUACACCUCACGAAACGUCAAGGAAUAUAUACAUGGUGGAGGUUUCAAACAAGAUGUGCCAAAUUUAGAAGAAGUGAUUGUGCAGAAAGAUGUAGCUCACUUCAACAAUCAAGAAUCAGCAGAAGAAAUUGGUAAUUACAUAUACGAGUUUAUCAAGAAGUUCUAAUCUAAUUCAAAAACGACUUCAAAAUUGUUGAAAUUGCUGUGUUUUUUAUUUUAUGACUAGUUAUGUACUGAGGAACACAGGUUACUUUUAAUUAUGCAGGACAUAUUGCAUAAAUAAGAAAAUUCAUCUUAAGAAAAGCUAAUUCUUUCCUUACAUUUGUUGUGCUCUGUGGAGUUCUGUAGUUCUUGAACAGUGUGUCUGUGAAUUAGUCGUACGUGCAUAAUACUAAGGUCCUGAUUGUAAUGAGAUUACUGAUCAUAAACAAGGCCCAUUGAUUAUAAAGUGAACAAGCUUGAGAACUAUUUUUUAAA
Molecule: messenger RNA, 1368 nt
Organism: Vigna unguiculata (cowpea)
Lineage: Eukaryota; Viridiplantae; Streptophyta; Magnoliopsida; Fabales; Fabaceae
Product: epoxide hydrolase 2-like
Molecular function (GO): catalytic activity
Source: RefSeq, a predicted model, not a curated record